GAAAGGGUGAGUGGACUAGGCAUGAAAAGCUUUAAGCUAUUGUACGCAAAAGGAUCUGGUAAGAUUCGAUCCUGUAUAGUAGCCAAAAGCAGUCUCAACAUCUUCAUUCUUUCUGAUUUCAGUGAUGAAGACACCGUAGCAGCCAUAUGGGAGACCAGUGUAGGUGCUAUAUUGGUUAUCUCGGCGUACAUGGCUCACGACCACAGCGACCAGCCACCGAACAACCUGGUCUGCAGAUCCAUAGAGAUGGCAAACUCGAAAAGCAUGCCGAUCAUUAUGGGGGCUGAUGCCAAUGCCCAUCACACUGUCUGGGGAAGCUCGGACAUAAACGCUAGAGGUAUCACAAAGGGAUCAAAAUUCUGGACCCAAGUGU
This is a messenger RNA of Lucilia sericata (common green bottle fly), 373 nucleotides long. RefSeq lists its product as uncharacterized. The record is from RefSeq and is a predicted model, not a curated record. The transcript is spliced from 2 exons. The annotation marks the transcript as partial. Lineage: Eukaryota; Metazoa; Arthropoda; Insecta; Diptera; Calliphoridae.